This is a messenger RNA of Hyalella azteca, 1768 nucleotides long. It is a transcript of the gene Arp10, whose product is annotated as actin-related protein 10. Gene Ontology annotation, biological process: retrograde axonal transport of mitochondrion. NCBI's taxonomy places the organism in Eukaryota, Metazoa, Arthropoda, Malacostraca, Amphipoda, Hyalellidae. The record is from RefSeq and is a predicted model, not a curated record. Bases 377 to 1591 code for a protein of 404 amino acids. The transcript has 9 exons.
UUGGGAAAAAGCAAUAGCAAUGUGUGAAAUUGGAUAGAUUCACUGGAGUUAUUGUCCCAUUAAGUGCAACUUCUGCUUGAUUUUCCUGUUGGGGCCUAUUGCAAGAGUCUACUAUGUAUGGAAUGAUGAUCAGAUGAUUGGUGGUAUCAAUGGUAUGCACUUGGCAGUAGCAUGAUAACAUAGCAGCAAACACUAUGUGGAGGCUGUUGGUUUUUUUUUAGCUUUUAAUAGGCGAUUUUACAUGACCAUCUAUAGGUAGUAACUUGCAUGCUCAAAUCAAGGGUUAAGUAGUUCCCAUCAUAGAAAUAUCAUAGUCUUUUUUCCAAGUAUAAUCCUUAUUUAUUUGAUAGAUCACAAAUCAUACAAAUAUUUUAAGAUGCCUCUAUAUGAAAGCAUAAGCAGUCUUACACUGCAUGAUGAAAAACAUACUACAGUGAUUUUUGACUUUGGAUCUGCCUAUACAAAGGUUGGGUUUGCUGGAGAAACGGGACCCCGAGCAAUUGUUGCGAGUGUUGUCGAGUGCCCAGACACUGGCAAUAAUGUACCCGUCUUUGAGAGCUCUGAUCCUCAGAUCCUGCGCCGCAGAAUUACACUUUUUAUCCUCAAAAUUUACAUCAGGUGUCUAUUGGUCAACCCCAAGGAAAGACGAAUUGUGGUUGUUGAAAAUCUAUUGGGGAGUUCAAUCAUUAAAGAAACAAUUGCCUGUGUUCUUUUCAGGCAUUUUGAAAUGGUGUCUGUGUCGUUUGUGCCAUCACAUCUUGUUGCACUGCUCACGCUGGGAGUGGAGACGGGGCUUGUGGUGGACAUAGGUUACUCUGAAGCCUCAGUCAUCCCUGUCUUUGGAGGCGUGGCUAUCCUCAAUGCCUGGCAAGCUCUCCCACUGGGAGCCAAAGCUAUGCAAAUGAGCCUGAAAGCGUUGCUGGAGGAGCGCAGCAGCGUCAUAGGUGAAGAUGGAGAGGCCACCAGCCUGCAGGACUCAGAUCUGCAGCUUCUUACAUCUCAGAGGCUUGAGGAUAUCUUAGUUCGGUGCUGUUUUGUAAGCACGCCGGAGCGCAGCGAGAGGCUACAUCAGAACAAAGCUGACCGCAGCAAUGAGCCUCCACCUCCCCCUCCUGAUGUCCUCUACCCUCUCUCUGGGGAGCGCACUCUCAAAAUAUCAGGCACUGUCAGGGAGAUGGCUGCCGAGGUGCUCUUCGAGACGGAUGCCGACAACCUCUGCCUGCCCAGCAUCAUCCUGGACGCCAUCAACAAAUGCCCUGUGGACGUGCGACGGGAGAUGACAGCGAACUUGGUAGUGGUUGGCGGGACGGCGGCGAUGCUGGGUUUAAAGAAGCGCUUGUUACAAGAGUUGCGUCUGCAGUCUACCAGGGGCGACAUGGCGCCAUACACCUUCAAGCUUCACAAGCCUCCCGUGCCUGAUAACUGCGUCACGUGGCUGGGAGGUUGCCUGCUUGGAAGCACAGAGGCGGGACUGGCGCCGCGCAGCGUCACGCGGGAACAAUACCUCGCCGCCUGCAAGAGCAACGCGCCCAUGCCUGACUGGUCGAGCCUUGUGUACAACACUCAACACGACCCUAGGGCUCCCGCAUAGUGCAAUACCAUGAAUACCUAAUAUAUAAUCUAUUACACUAAAUGCUUUACUUACUUUAUGCACUGAUAAGAAAUUGAUGUAUUUAAUUCAUAUCUUAUUUUAUACGUUCGAUUAAGCUUUACUGGGCACGUGAACGUUGCGAUGUAAGCUAUAUAUUAAAAUGAAUAUCGUAACGCA